AUGUCGACUCAACGUCCUUCUCAAACACCUCAAACACGCGAAUUCCAUAACUACGUUCCUCCAGACAAAAAAAACCGAGGACCUGAAUUCAAAAAUGGGAAUAGACUGAUAAAUAUAAUAAAUAAUUACAAUCAAACUCCUCCUAAAUCAGCUCCUUCUAAAACUCUUCCUAAAGCUCCUCCUAAAGCUAUAGCUAACCCUCCUAAAAAUCUACACGUACUGGAAAAGAAAUCACAAGACAAGACUACAACCCCGACUGCAGAUAUCACCUCCAAGCAAGUGGAUUCAGGAGAUCAAACACCUGUGGAUGAGGCUGAUGUGAUUCUUAUGAAUGAACUAGGAAUAUUAGGCGGAGAGGAACAAAGUUCGUCUAAGACUACUGUGAUCGCAAAGGAAACUUCUGACCAGGCAACCAGCCCAAUUGAGGUUGUUAAUACUAUGCCUGGCAAUUCCAAAAAUUUGAAUGACUCGAUUUCAAAGGAACUCUCUAGCGGGCAAAUCCAACGCCCUAUAU
This is a messenger RNA of Funneliformis geosporum, 514 nucleotides long. The record is from the annotation of a GenBank genome assembly. NCBI's taxonomy places the organism in Eukaryota, Fungi, Glomeromycota, Glomeromycetes, Glomerales, Glomeraceae.